Molecule: messenger RNA, 3870 nt
Organism: Purpureocillium takamizusanense
Lineage: Eukaryota; Fungi; Ascomycota; Sordariomycetes; Hypocreales; Ophiocordycipitaceae
Exons: 4
Coding region: 878-3610 (910 amino acids)
Biological process (GO): protein deubiquitination; double-strand break repair via homologous recombination
Molecular function (GO): ubiquitin binding
Source: RefSeq, a predicted model, not a curated record
CAUCAUCCGUCCAUCCAUCCAUCCAUUCCCAUCCGCGUGCUGCUGCGUGCACUCAUGACGCCUCUGCCCUGCCUGCCCUCCAAUUAUUACCUUCUUUUAGCGGGCGGCUAGUUACCCUGCCAAUAUUACCAGUGCCUUCGUACCUUACCUAUCUGACGGGACCUGCCUUCCAUAUCCGCGCUGCAACGCCGCCUGGACUUCAACCCGCCCUGCACCGCACGGCGCCUCCAUCGUCAUCCCUCAUCGCACGCACUUCUGGGUCCGCUCGAGCUGAACGCCCCAGCUCUGCGCCAACCGCCGAGACGCCAUCGCAAUUCGCUCUCACACGCCAUGGCCAAGAAGGCGCGUCAACGCAUUAGCUACGGUGAGUCGCUUGCGCCGCACCCUGUCGUGCCGUUGUCGUGACGGCUGCGACUCUUCCUCGUCCUCCUCCUCCUCUUCCAUCGUCGUCUUCAUCGCCAGCCCCGCACCGACGCCGUAGGACCGGCUCCGCGCAGCCACCCGAGACAUGGCGGCCGCGACGAAGUCGUGUGUUGCAAGACCUCGCGCUAACCUUCUUGUCCAUUCAACUUGCAGUUCUCGAGAAUGCCAAAUCGUCCGCUGGCGGCCAUCGCCUAGGCGUCAACGGCCUUGCCGUCGAUGCGAGCAACGGCAUCCUGUGAGCUACAUUCCCUUGCUGGCCCCUAUGCCUCCGUGUGCCCGCCGCUGACCGUGAGACCUCCCUUCAAGCUACUCGGGUGGACGAGACGGCAUCGUCUGCGCCUGGGAUGUGAGCCUCGACACUUCUCGGCCCGCUGCCGGUGCCGCCCAGGAAAGUGCCUCCAAGACCGCGGCCCAGCCCCCAACGACCGCCUUUCGCGCCCAGUGCCAGGCGCACAUGCACUGGAUCAACGACAUCGCCCUAGCACAGAACAACACGGCGCUGGUAUCUGCCUCGUCCGACCUGUCCGUCAAGGUGUGGCGGCCGCACUCCCAAGAGGACAACACGCGUGCUCUGACCAUCGGAGAGCACGCCGACUACGUCAAGUGCGUUGCUACCCCUCCAGCCGACGUCAACGCCAAUUGGGUCGCGUCCGGCGGCCUCGAUCGCAAAAUAUGCCUGUGGGACCUCAACGGGGGCGGCAAGACACUCGAGGUCGACGUCAAGGGCGAGGAAAUCACCGAAAAGGGCUCCGUCUACGCCCUCGCCGUCGGGCGCAACCUCUUAGCCAGCGGCGGCCCGGAGAAGAUGGUUCGGCUAUAUGAUCCCAGGACAGGCUCUCGGGUCUCCAAGCUCGUCGGUCAUUUGGACAACAUUCGCUCCAUCCUCAUCGACGAAGCUGGUGACACCAUUCUGAGUGCCAGCGCCGACAAGACCAUCAAGAUGUGGAGCGUCAGGGGCGGUCGCUGCAUGUACACCUUCACCAUGCACGACGAGAGCAUCUGGUCCCUCUACUCGGACGACCCUCGCCUCGGCAUAUUCUACAGCAGCGACCGCUCUGGCCUGGUUGCCAAGACCGACGUCCGCGGGAGCCUCGAGGACAUGGACGACGGGCUCAGCCUUGCCAUCGCCCAGGAGCACUUUGGCGUGUCCAAGGUGGUUGCCGCUAACGGCUACAUCUGGACAGCGACCAACAGGUCAUCCAUCAACCGCUGGGCAGACGUGGACACGGGCGGCGACCUCAAGCUGCCAGAGGCGUUCCGACACCAGCGGGCGGCCUCUGCGGCAUCCCACCGGCCCCGUCAAUCGUCGCUCUCCAAGGUCGACGCCCCCAAGGACAAGGACAGGGAGAUACCUUCCGAGUCUGUCUUGCGACUAUCAAACACGGCCGUCUUUCCCUCGAGGCCCACACUUGACCCAGAGUCCAACACCCUCAACGACACCUUGGCUAGGAGGGGGUCAGAGGUCAUUGUCGAGCAGCCAGAUCCCGAGGUGAAGCCUAUCCAUCAGUUGCCGGAAGAGACCAUCGAGGGCCAGUUCGGUCUCCUGAAGCACAAAAUGCUCAACGAUAGGAGACGAGUUCUAACUCUGGACACCGCUGGCGAUGUCCUCCUAUGGGACUUGAUCUCCUGUACCUCCAUACAAAGCUUUGGCAAACAGCACCUCGAAGACGUGGAAAAGCUGGUCAACACCCGCGAGGCUGUCGCUCCGUGGUGCUCGGUCGACCUCAGCUCCGGAAAUCUCACAGUUGUCUUGGAGCCGUUCAACUGCUUUGAUGCCGAGAUUUAUGCCGACGAGCUCCAACUGCAGGAGCCGAUUGAGUUCAGAGAAGACCAGAGAAUCAGCCUUGGACGGUGGAUUCUUCGAUACCUUUUUGCGAAUCUAAUUGAUGAAGAAAUCAAACGAGACGAACUCUACCGCCAAAAGCUGAAUGAAGAGGUUGAGAAGAGACUAGCCGCUAGACAAGCCAACGCUCCGGCAGCCAUCGAUAUCCCCUCACCUGGUCUGCAGGGACAAGAGCAGGUCACGACACCUCGGGCGAAUGGGGCUCACCUAACCCUCCCGACACCGGGCCUUGGAAUCGGUCUCGCAACUCCCGGUCCAGCUGGAAGCCUGCCGGGGGUCCCAGAGGAGGCUGUGGUCAGCCCGUCAGAACGCCGUGUUUCGGCAGAGAAGGACGACUACUUCUCGGCCGACGCAUCUGCCAAACCGGCUACGACGGCGCCAGCAACCGAUGACGCCAAAACAUCGAUGGAUGAGAAGGGAAAGGACAAAGAGAAGGAUAAAGACAAAGCCGGCGAGGCUGCCAAAUCGCCCAGCACCCCUUUUGGAAAGAAGUUUAGAAUGUCUUUCAGCUCCAAAAAGCUUGGUCGCUCAUUGUCUCAAGCCACGCAGGAGAAGCCGGUGGUCACCGAGGACAAGGCGGAGGAGUCGGAAUCAUCUUCAAACCACGAAAAGGAGGUCGAUGACAGCUUCUUUGGCGUGAUCCAAAGGAUCCGCAAUGAGUACGACAAACAAUUGGCAGAGGUGCCGGACAAGCUCGUGGAGACGCGCGUUACGCCGAGCCUCCCUACCGAAACGCCAGUCUUGAAACUGCCCCCGGGGACCAAGGUCAUCAUUCAAGAGGAGACCUCUGGGGGUAGCGCAAAUCUGUACGAGGGCACCGUCGAGAAUGUCGGCCGAGAUGCCGACAUCAUCGAGCAGAAGGCGCCGAUGUGGCUGGGCGACGUCCUGCUCCAGAACCAGAUUCCCUUGAAAGACCCCGUCAAGAUCUCUUUCGUCCUGCACCCAAUGGGCGAUCUGCUCCCCAUCUCCCCGGCCGACGGCACCAACAGGCUCAAUGCAAACAGGAUGCUGCGGGUGAAGAAGAUCUUGGCGUAUAUUGCUGAGAGAAUCGAGGAGCUCCCGCAGGAGGAGGAGGAGGAGGAGGAUGAUGGGUUGCAGCCGGAAGAGUACCUAGAACUGUACUGCAACGACCAGCUGCUGAGCCCAGCCAUGAGUCUGGCCACCAUCAGAACCCACGUGUGGAAGGGCGGCAACGAUGUCGUCCUCUACUACAAGGCCAACGGCCGCAAGGUCGUCAAGCCUCUUAAGCAGCCCUCAGAGGCACCAGCUGCUGAGGGCGAGGGCGCGGCUCCGGCCACAGGCGCGCCCGCACCAGAGGCUGGCACUGCUGCGCCGUCGUCAUAGGCCCGGCUCUGUAUGCCUACUGGCUUGUCAUUUUCUUGUGGACGCAAUGCAUUCUGGGGGUCGAGGUGUUCGCGGGGUGUUUCUUUUCUAUUUUUAUCAUUAUCGUUCGGGUUCUCGUCCUCGUUGUUUGUACAUGAGCUGGCGGGGGUGAGCCUCCUUGCCCCGGAGCGAGCGAUGUAAUGUUCUUAACCCUCCGUCGGUCUGUCUAUGCGGUAGCGGGACCACGUGGGUCGGGAUCCCGUAUACAAGCGUCUAUAUAC